Molecule: messenger RNA, 312 nt
Organism: Staurois parvus
Lineage: Eukaryota; Metazoa; Chordata; Amphibia; Anura; Ranidae
Source: the annotation of a GenBank genome assembly
AUGAAGAACAGACAGAAAAGCUUGAAAGAGGUGGAAAAAGAGAGACGAGACACAGUUCUCAAUGACCCUCUUAGUAAUGAAAACAAAGGCUUCGCUUUACUUCAGAAGAUGGGCUAUAAAACAGGUCAAGCCCUUGGCAAACAAGGUCAUGGUAUUGUUGAACCAAUUCCACUGAAUAUAAAAACAGGACGUAGUGGUAUAGGCCAUGACGAAAUGAAGAAAAGAAAAGCAGAGGAAAAUCUAGAAAAUUACAGGCAGAAGAUUUCUAUGCAGAAACGAGCAGAAGAACGAGCAGCUGAUGAUUUCAGGUAG